CCCUACCCCUCUCUCUCGCAGCCACCCCCGAAACAGAGUCACUCAGUCUCACACCCCACCCCCACCUCUCUCUCUCGGCUCUCUUCUUGCCGUCGCACGAAGGUCUGCGUCUAGCUCGUGGCCUCGCCGUCACGAAGGGUUGCUCGUGUCGCGUUCCUUCGACGUCUCUCUGUCAGUCUCUCUCUCUGUCCGAGCUCUCUCUCGCUCUUUGUCCGAGGCUCCGAGCUCAUUUUCCUUCCUCCACCGCCGUCACUUCCCAUUCCUCCGAGCUCACGAAGUUUUGUAAAGAAAGAAGAUUACUAAUUUCACACAAUCUUCCAAAGGAUUGAGUUCCUUGCAGCUGCAUCACAAGACGAAAAGGCUGAGCUUGCUAGGGUUUAAGCAACAGAAAAAGGGGAACACUGUCUCAGACAACAGAUACAGAGAAUCAAAUCGAGAAGAAGAAGAAAAACCCUUUCACCAUGGGAAGCAGGUUGGCUAGAAGGGUGGUGCAGUUUGCGAACCUUCCAAUAAAGCUGCUACUGCCAACGAGCUUCACCAACAUCCAAGAAAUUGCACUCAAGACAAUCCCAUCCGCCACCAAGAUCGAGAUCAAGCGCGUCCUCGAGUCCCUCUACGGCUUCGAAGUCGAGAGGGUUCAAACCCUAAACAUGGAAGGGAAGAAGAAGAAGCGUGGUGGCCUCCUCUUCGCAAAACCCGAUUACAAGAAGGCUUACGUCACUCUCAAGACCCCUCUUUCAAUUGACAUGAAUCUUUUCCCGCUCAAAAUGGUUGAAGAUGCCAGGAAGCGGAUGAACAAGAAGAACGUGUCAAGUGUCGUUGAGGACGAAGAAGAGGAAGAGAGGAAGAGGCAUUGGCUUGAAGGUGACCGGGCCGGAUCGUCUGAGGCGGCACCUCGUGGGUAUCGUGGUCACACGCUCUUUUGGGACCGCGGGAUGGCCCGUAGGGUUCGUGGUUCAAGCCGUAGGCACCGUGAUGAGGAUCGUGAUGGUGCUGCUAAGUUCCCCUGGAGCAACAUGAGGGAUGGUAGAGCUGCAAGGUAGGAUAGUGAAUUUUGUUGAUGAAUUAUUGUUGUGCUUAAUAAAAUUAUUGACUGAUAAUUUGAGAAGUGAUUCUGGCACUAUGCAGGGCUGCUAUGUGUUUUUUUUUUUUUUAAUAUUUAUAUUUUUUUUUACAUGUUUUAUGAUUGUGAUGAUAGUUCAUGAAAUGAAAAAUUUUGACCUGGCA
Messenger RNA from Arachis ipaensis, 1227 nucleotides. Lineage: Eukaryota; Viridiplantae; Streptophyta; Magnoliopsida; Fabales; Fabaceae. The record is from RefSeq and is a predicted model, not a curated record.